Messenger RNA from Fusarium falciforme, 4065 nucleotides. RefSeq names its product RNB domain-containing protein. Gene Ontology annotation, cellular component: P-body; exosome (RNase complex). Gene Ontology annotation, biological process: mRNA catabolic process. The transcript is spliced from 3 exons. Gene Ontology annotation, molecular function: 3'-5'-RNA exonuclease activity; RNA binding. The record is from RefSeq and is a predicted model, not a curated record. The coding region runs from base 1 to 4065 and encodes 1354 amino acids. Lineage: Eukaryota; Fungi; Ascomycota; Sordariomycetes; Hypocreales; Nectriaceae.
AUGGAGCAGCAGCAGCAACAACAACCCCCGCAGCAGCCUCAGCAGCAGCAGCAACCUCCCCAGCAGCCCCAGGUUGGCGGCGUCCCUGGGCCUGCUGGUCGCAGACUGCACAUUGCGCAUCGCCGGAGUCCUUCUGAGCUGACGCCUCUGGUGAGCAUGUUCGCCAACCCAGGAAUGGAACAGCUCGCCAUCCAGCAACAGAUUGAGUUGUUGCAGCAGCAGCAACAGCAGAUCCAGGCUACUCAUCAGCAAUAUGUCAACAUGGGGAUGAUGCCCCCGGGACAGCCCCUCGGCCCCGGCGGUGCGUUCAAUCCUUUGCAGCCCAUGCCCAACAUGUCGCAAGCUGCUUUCCAAUUCCCCAACCAAGUGCCUCAGCAGCAGAACAUGGCUCCUCCUACCCAGCCACUCUCACAUCGCCGUAAUCAGUCGGCAAUGCCCAAUAUGGGAAUGGGCCCUCCUCCCGCGCCGUCCUCCGGCGCUGCUGGGUCCAACUUUGGAAACUUCGAGGCCCCCCAGGGCCAUGGACGGGAGAACGCUGGCGGCCGAGGUGGCCGCGGAGGCGGUUCUGGAGGCGGUCACCAGAGGAGACACUCUCUGGCUCUCGCCGAUGCUAAGAAGGCCGCUGAAAUUGCCCAGCAGAAGCGAACCACCUCCGGCUUCUCGUUCCCCGCGUCCCCUGCUCCCGACGAAGAAAACAAGGGUGCUGCCGCCCCGCCCACUCUUGAGGUCCCUGUUGCCCAAGGUUCCAACCGUGGCGGCCGCGGUGGACAUGGCCGCAGCCAGAGCAUGGCCGUCAAUGGCCGCGGUGGAGGUGGUCGUGGCCUGAACGUCGACAGCAACGAUUUCCAGCGCCGCGGAAGUGGUCACACCCGCACCGGCUCCCGCAACUUUGAAGGUAACUGGCGUAACCAGGGCCAGAACCAGGAUCAGUCCGGCAAUGCUGGGCAGAACCAGGGUUUCCAGCCUGGUCACCGACCUCGUGGUUCUAUGAACCAAUCUGUCUCUGGCAUUGGGGCCUUCCAGUACAACCCCGGCCAGCCCCAGGUUAUGCAGCUCCCUAACCAGAUGAUGAUGCCCCAGAUGUAUGGGCAGCAGCUUAACCCCAUGCAGCUGAACCAGCUGCAAGCUCUGCAGGCCGCUCAGCUGAACGGUCAGCAGUUCAUGGGUCUUCAGGGCUCUCAGCAUGCCGGCCAACUCGGAGGCCAGCAGCAACAGCAGCAGCGCAAGACCCUUUUCACUCCUUACCUUCCCCAGGCCUCCCUUCCCGCCCUUCUCGGCGAUGGCCAGCUCGUGUCUGGCAUCCUUCGUGUCAACAAGAAGAACCGUAGCGACGCCUACGUCACUACUCAGGAUGGUCUUCUCGAUGCCGACAUCUUCAUCUGCGGUAGCAAGGACCGAAACCGUGCUCUUGAGGGUGAUCUCGUCGCAAUCGAGCUUCUGGAUGUCGAUGAAGUCUGGGGCCAGAAGCGCGAGAAGGAAGAGAAGAAGAAGCGCAAGGAUAUCACUGAUACCCGAUCUGGAUCCACCAACCAGGGCAACCAGAACUCUGGUAACAACAACGAGGGUAACCCCCCUGAGGGCGGCAUUCGUCGUCGCGGUAGUCUGCGCCAGCGCCCGACUCAGAAGAAGAACGAUGAUGUCGAGGUCGAAGGUCAGAGCCUUCUGCUUGUUGAGGAGGAGGAAAUCAACGAUGAACAGAAGCCUCUGUAUGCUGGUCACGUUGUGGCUGUCAUUGAACGUGUUGCUGGUCAGAUGUUCUCUGGAACCCUGGGUCUUCUCCGACCCAGCAGCCAGGCUACCAAGGAGAAGCAGGAGGCCGAGAGGGCUGCCCGUGAGGGUGGCAACGCUCGCCACCCUGAGCCCCGUCAGCAGGAGAAGCCCAAGAUUGUGUGGUUCAAGCCUACGGACAAGCGCGUCCCUCUCAUCGCUAUCCCCACCGAGCAGGCGCCUCGCGACUUUGUUGAGAAGCACCAGGAUUAUGCGGAUCGAAUUUUUGUGGCCUGCAUAAAGCGCUGGCCCAUCACUUCGCUGCACCCCUUCGGUACCCUUGUCGAGCAGCUUGGACGUAUGGGUGACCUCAAGGUUGAGACUGACGCUCUUCUGCGCGACAACAACUUUUCUUCGGACGAGUUCUCUGAUGCUGUUCUCCGCAGCGUCGGUCUUCAGGACUGGUCCCUGGAGAAGGAAGAGGAGACUUCCCUUGCCGAGCGCCGUGACUACCGCGAGGAGACGACCUUCACCGUUGACUACAACGGAGGCGCUGAGCUGGGCAAUGCUGUCCACGUCAAGUCUCGCCCUGAUGGCAAGAUCGACAUCGGUAUUCACGUCGCCGACAUUGCCCACUUCGUCAAGCCUAACUCGCUUGUCGAUCGUGAGGCCAAGAAGCGAGGCACCUCUGUCCAGCUCAAGAACCGAUUCUGCGCCUUGUUGCCUCCUAAGCUGUCGACCGAGGUUUGCUCCUUGACCCCUGAGCAGGACCGCCUGACUGUCAGUGUUGUGUUCAGCGUCAACCCCCACACGGGAGCUGUCGGUGAAGGCGACAGCUGGGUCGGCCGAUCCAUCAUCAAGAGUGCCGGCAAGCUCUCUCUUCAGGAGAUUGAUGAUGCCCUGACCAACCCCUCCGAGUACAAGAACACGACCGUGCCCGUCAACACGAUCCAGAUCCUCAACGCUGUGGCCCAGAAGUUCCGGGAGGCUCGUCUCGGCGCUGGUGGCGAACCUAUUGCUCCUCUCCGCCUGCUCCAGCAGCUUGACGACGAGAACAACCCUGUCCAGGACAACUUGUUUGACUCGACUCCGGCUCUCGAGCUCGUGGAAGAGCUUGUUCACAAGGCCAAUGCUUACGUGGCGCAGCGUCUUGCCGAAGGACUCCCUGAAAAGGCUCUCCUUCGACGCCAGUCGGCCCCCAACCCACGACGACUCCAGACCUUUGUUGAGCGCAUGACAGCGCUUGGCUACGACAUCGACUCGUCCGGCAGCGGAGCGCUCCAGAACAGCCUCUUCAAGGUUGACGAUCCCGAUCUGCGAAAGGGUAUGGAGACGCUGCUUGUCAAGUCGAUGCAGCGUGCCAAGUACUUUAUUGCCGGCAAGACUGGCAAGCACCUGUGGCCUCACUACUCCCUUAACCUACCCCUGUACACUCAUUUCACAAACCCCACUCGUCGCUAUGCCGACAUCAUUGUGCACCGUCAGCUCGAGGCGGUCCUCUCUGAGGGCAAGAUUGAGUUUACUGACGAUCUUGAGAACCUUGUCAAGACCGCCGAGUCUAGCAACACCAAGAAGGACUCUGCUCAGAACGCGCAGGAGCAGAGCGUCCACAUCGAGUCCUGCCGUACGAUGGACAAGAAGCGCCAGGAGGUCAACGGCGAUCUCAUUGCCGAAGGUAUCGUCCUAUGUGUCUACGAGUCGGCCUUUGACGUUCUCAUCCCCGAAUGGGGCUUCGAGAAGCGAGUCCACUGCGAUCAGCUUCCUCUGAAGAAGGCCGAGUUCCGAAAGGAGAAGAGGGUGCUCGAGCUGUACUGGGAGAAGGGUGUCCCCAGCUCGGCGUUUGUGCCCGAGGAUGAGCGGCCAAAGGCUGCUGCGUCGCUCCGAGCGUCCAACGCUCUGGCCGCGCAGCGUCAGGCUGAGGAGGCCGAGCGCGCCCGAAAGGAGCGCGAGGAGGCUACCCGCAAGCAGACGGAUACCGGCACCAUCUCGACUGACGAUGUCGAUGCCCUCUUUGAUGAUGACGAUGACAACACGUCUGAUGUGACUGAGGCCAUGGCUGGAGCUUCACUGGCUGAGCGCCCGACACAGAGCGUGCCUGGAUCCCCGACUCGAUCGUCGUCGACUGCCGGUAACCUUCACCGCACCCGAUCUGAUUCCAAGGUGCCCGUCACGGAUGCUGUUGAGACUCGCCUCAGCAACAAGGAGAAGUAUCUCAGCCUGUUCUCGCUCCGCGAGGAGGGUGGCGACUAUAUCCAGGAUGUGACGGAGAUGACCAGAGUGCCUGUGAUUCUGAAGACGGAUCUCACCAAGAGCCCACCUUGCUUGACGAUCCGGUCUCUGAACCCCUACGCUCUGUAA